Molecule: messenger RNA, 2562 nt
Organism: Cynoglossus semilaevis (tongue sole)
Lineage: Eukaryota; Metazoa; Chordata; Actinopteri; Pleuronectiformes; Cynoglossidae
Gene: ubxn7
Product: UBX domain protein 7
Exons: 11
Coding region: 88-1707 (539 amino acids)
Biological process (GO): proteasome-mediated ubiquitin-dependent protein catabolic process
Cellular component (GO): nucleus
Molecular function (GO): ubiquitin binding
Source: RefSeq, a predicted model, not a curated record
ACGUUGGGGCUCGCGCGCAGCCAGGCCCGACAAAAAAGGUAGUCACAGCGCACGCGUCACAUUUAUGUUGUUGUUUGUGGCGGUAAGAUGGCGGCGCUCGGAGACAGCUCAACUCCGGCCAUGAACGGGUUAAUACAACAAUUCACAGCGAUAACAGGAGCCACAGAAAGUGUAGGAAAACACAUGCUGGAAGCAUGCAACAAUAACCUAGAGAUGGCAGUGACCAUGUUUCUGGAUGGAGGCGGUCUUUCAGAAGAGCCCAGCACCAGCUCCAGUUCUGCGGCUUCUAGCAGCAGAGCUCCACCUUCAGAUGAAGUACGAGCACCUAUUCCACAGAAGCAGGACAUAUUGGUAGAACCGGAACCACUGUUUGGAGUGCCAAAGCGAAGGAGACCUGCUCGAUCAAUAUUUGAUGGUUUUCGAGACUUUCAAACAGAAACAAUUCGUCAGGAACAGGAACUCCGUAACGGUGGAGCAGUGGAUAAGAAACUCAGCACCCUGGCAGACCUCUUCCGUCCUCCCAUUGAGCUCAUGCACAAAGGCAGCUUUGAGACGGCAAAAGACUGUGGUCAGCUUGAGAACAAGUGGCUCAUGAUCAACAUUCAGAAUGUUCAGGAUUUUGCCUGUCAAUGUCUGAACAGGGAUGUAUGGAGUAACGAUGCAGUGAAAACUAUCAUCAGAGAACACUUCAUAUUCUGGCAGGUUUAUCAUGACAGUGAAGAAGGACAAAGGUAUAUCCAGUUUUAUAAACUGAACAAAUUUCCCAUUUCCAUCCUGGACCCUCGCACAGGUCAAAAAAUGGUGGAGUGGAACCAGCUGGAUGUGUCCUCGUUUCUGGAGCAGGCGACGGGCUUCCUGGCAGAGCAUGGUCAACUAGACGGACCAUCCUGCCAGGCACCUCCUGCUAAACGAGCUCGCUCUGAAAGCUUGAUUGAUGCCAGUGAAGACAGCCAGUUAGAGGCUGCGAUCAGAGCCUCCCUACAGGAAACUCACUACGUGUCCUCAAAUGUCCCUGACAUUCCUGAUUCCCCUCGAUCAGACGAGGAAUCGGACGCAGAGCCUUUCUCUGACAGCGAGGGUCCCAUCUCCGUUGAUGGCUCAGACAGUGAAACGCCAGCAUCACACGAUGAUGCAAAAAGUUCAUCCAGCAAACAUGCAGCGGUGGCAUCAGGUGCCACUGCAUUGACACAGCAGCGUCCACACCCAGACAGUUCAACCUCCUCCCACAGAAAAUCUCCAUACAAGGAAAACAACCACACUCACAAAAAAGAAGAGAGCAAAAAGAACCAUCUAGAGCCCACUGUGUGUACUGCUGUUGCUACUCCUGGUUCUACUGCUGGUUCCAGUCAUCUUCAGCCUGACUCAGGUUCUGGGGGGAACCAUUGUUCCGCAAUAGCAGAAAACACUGGACCUACAAAGACAACCAACUCCAACAGCUCAGAUCUAGACUAUCCUGAUGACAAUGGUCCCAAAGCCAGGUUGAUGCUCCGUUACCCAGAUGGUCAAAGAGAGCAAGUUUCCAUGUCUUCUAAAGCAAAACUAUUAGCACUGGUAAGACACGUCCAGUCCAAGGGUUACCCAAAUGAACGUUUCGAACUCGUCACUAACUUUCCCAGAAGAAAGCUCGCUCACUUGGACUAUGACAUCACACUUCAAGAUGCAGGGCUUUGUCCGCAAGAGACUGUCUUUGUGCAGGAAAGGAACUAGCCUUUGCUCAGACACUCUGACUUUUUGCUUUUUUGUGUUUCUUUGGUAAACCUCACCUUUACACCAGUGAUCUGGAUAAAUAAUUUUGGUUCUGAUACAGUCACCCUUUCUUUCUGCUGGAAAUAGACCAAUUUUUGUAAGACAACUCCAAGGUGGAUGGACCACAACCUUUGCCAUUCAACUAUUUGGAAAAGUAUACUGUCAACCUAAUUGUUUUGUAAAGUUCUGCCACAACGCAGUAAGAUGUUACAGAUUCAAAACUCUUGAGUAUCUCGAUAUGUGCUCUCUCUGAUGUGUGUGGUCUGAUAACUAAAGCUCAUCAUGGUAGAAUGAUGUAUGAUAUAACUCAUUUUCAAUUGAAACUUCCCCCUGGUAGACCUCAAAGCAUCAGAGACCUGUAUAAAAACAGACCAGAGAGUAGUUUUAAUGGCAAGAGUAUAUUUUCGAGCUUCUGGUUUCUUCCUGUAUCUAGGAACAGGGAGUUUGGUCUUUCACUCACUCAUUGUUUGAGCAGGCUUAAUUAUAAGGAAAGACGUGUGUGGCGAACAAACAAACAACCAUACAGUUGAAAAGGCGUCCAGUGUCCAUGACACAUUUGUGUAGGUCUGAGAAUUUCAGCUGAUCUGCACAUUUUUAUCCAUGUUUCUAUUAGAGAACUGUAGACAGUUUAUGGAUUUCACCUUUUGAUACCGUGAAGAAUGGAUGAACGUUGGUCUUCUCUGUCAGACCUACACUGUACAGCGAUGGCGCAGGAAGACUGCUGAUAAACUGUAGUCAUUUUCUUUUCUUUUUUUUUAUAUAAUUGCUGCCAAGAAAAUAUGCUCAUGUUAAAAUAUAAUCACCUAAAUCAAGGUA